This is a messenger RNA of Lethenteron reissneri (Far Eastern brook lamprey), 2554 nucleotides long. RefSeq names its product IGF-like family receptor 1. NCBI's taxonomy places the organism in Eukaryota, Metazoa, Chordata, Hyperoartia, Petromyzontiformes, Petromyzontidae. The record is from RefSeq and is a predicted model, not a curated record. Gene Ontology annotation, cellular component: plasma membrane. Gene Ontology annotation, molecular function: protein binding.
GCGAUCCACCCGCGCUGUGCGCAGACUUCGCCGCCGGAGUUUCCGUCAUCCUCGUCCCUUCGCGUGAGAGAGCUUCCGAUGCAGGCUCGGCUCUCCGGGGUUCGAGCCGACGGAUAGAUCCCCUCGACGGGGGUCCCUCCUCCCUCCGUCUGGGUCCGCGUGGGGCCCCGCGCCUCGUUGGAGCCAUGGGUCGGCCGCGAUGCCAGGACCACGAGUUCGCCAGGGACAGCAUCGUCUGCGUCUCGUGCAGCAGCGCGGUGCCACUCGCGCCCGGGUUCGGCUACACGAAACACUGCGGGCACGCCUCUCCCGAGGGGGAGGGGGGCCCCCCUACGAAGCGUUGCGGCCCGGGGGAGUUCACGGGGGGGCUGGGGCUGUGCGAGCCGUGCUCGCGCUGCGGGGGCCCCGAGCGAGUCGCCGAGCCCUGCAGCCCCGCCAGGAACACGCGGUGCUGCCCCGAGGGGCAGGAGGUGCACGACGGCUCGUGCCGCGGUAGGUGCUGCGAUUGCUCCCUGAUCCGGGGGGCCGAGGGGGGCGCGGGGCGAGACCCCGAGUGCGUGAAGAGGGAGCGCUCCCCGAUCCACUGCCGCUACAGCAAGGCGGCCACGUGCCGAGGGUUGCCCGACACCGCCAGGCGCCCCGUGACCCCCAGGGUCCUCACGCUUGGUCGCAUCACGCGGAGAAUCGAAGUCCCCCCUCCUCUUCCACCUCCAUCUCCACCCAGCUCGGGUCUUCAGGGAGCAGCAGCAGCAGGUGGCUCCGAGGCGAUGCUCCUCUUCUUCGCGAGUCUGGCUCUCUCGUCAAUGCUCUUCAUGCUGCUCGUGCUGCUCGUGACGCGCGGCCCUCGCUGCUGGAGGGGCCGCCCGCCCAACGGGGCCCGUGGGGCCCAGGACACCCGGGGGCAGGGAUCCCUGGAAUUGCAGGGAGGGGACCUGAAACCCCAACAGGGGGAAGCGUCUGCAGGGGACCAGAGCCCCAUGCUGGACACCCAAACCCCGCCGCUCCGAGAAGUGCCGCCUCCUCAGCGGACCCGGGAACAGGAGCUGACAGAGCGAAUACAUGCCUCCCCGUGGUUCUCUCUCCCGCUGGAGCGCCUGCUGGACGCGCUGGACGUGUGCGACCGCCUCUCCCAGCUGCUGGACCCGGAGCUGCCCCCGCUCGCCUCCGCGCGCCACCUCGCCUCGCGCUGCGGCCUCGAGCGCCACGAGGUCGCCGCGCUGGCGGCGCGCGGCGUCAGCCUCACCCGGGCCGCGCUCGAGGUGACGGCGGCUCGCGACCCCGGGGUCACCGUGGGCAGCCUCCUCGAGUCCCUGCUCCGCAUGGAGCGGGCGGACGCCCUGCAGGCCGUGUUGGGCACCGAGCCACCGCCGCGCCACGGUGCCGGCUUGGGAUUCGGCGCGGAUUUGAGCACCGCCGCCAACACCGGCAGCGGCGACACCGGGACUGGCGGCACCAGCGGCGGCGGCGGCACACAAUGCGGGUGUAGUGGCCACGUGAACGGGAGCGCGUACAGCAGUGGCUAUGCACGCGCCAAGGGGAGCGUGACGAGCGGGGCGGCGCACACCAUGAACGGGAGAGCGGCGCUCCCCGAUGAGACGACUCGCUCCUCGAAUGGAUGCGCGGCGCACACGUGCGCGUGACCCGGCGCACACGUGCGCGUGACCCGGCGCACACGUGCGCUUGACCCGGCACACACGUGCGCUUGACCCGGCACACACGUGCGCGUGACCCGGCGCACACGUGCGCUUGACCUGGCACACACGUGCGCGUGACCCGGCGCGGUGCUGACAGCAGUGAAGUCGUCGCGCAUAGUGAGCACGAGGUGCAGACUGGCGCCCGCAUCGAGAGAAGGCCCCUGCUGCUGCUGCAGCUCGACAAGAUGAGCCUCGUGUGGUGAGCAGCAGGAGACCUCUCACCCCACGCACUCACCCCACGUACUCACCCCACGCACUCACCCCACACACUCACCCCACACACUCACCCCACCCACUCACCCCACGCACCCUGCUGACACACUUGGCGCGUCUCCCCAUCAUCGCUCCGAACACCGCUUGACGUCGUCUCGUGUUUGGCUGUGUCGGGUGGUGGAGGGUUCUUAGCGGUAUGCACGGCUUUGGCCAGAUCGUUCCGUCCUGGCCACUCUCCCCCCAAUAAAAAAAACUAUCAAUCGUUAUGAAGUUGUAAAUAUACUUACUUUUGAAGGGGGGGGGGGGGGUUAGGUGACUGUUGGUACGUUAAUGCGGCCCAAAUGGAUACGCGGAAAUCCCCCCGCCACCCACGAUAUAUUGUGUUCAAUAUUAUCUCGACGUUGGCAAUAAAGGUCAGCGACAAGCAGAAGACAUUCUCGUGUUUUUAAUCAUUGUACGUUGCCUGCAAUGACGCACAGCAAAGACAACGCGAACGCUCAAACUACAACUCGAACUGACAAGUGCGCAAAUAAGUUAUGGAUGCGUGGUGCACGCGUGGCCUCACACCGAGAGACAGGAAGAGGAGGCACGUGGAGUAGAGAGCUCACGAGGAGGAGACGUCGCGCUGACCGUGACGGACAGGGAGA